Periconia digitata is the source of this 294-nucleotide messenger RNA. The record is from the annotation of a GenBank genome assembly. Lineage: Eukaryota; Fungi; Ascomycota; Dothideomycetes; Pleosporales; Periconiaceae.
UGUUUUAUUUUGGUGGGGGAACUACUAUGUUGUGAAGGGCUGGCAAAAGUGGAGAUUGAACCGUCGCUCUUUUAUUCUAUUUUAUUUUUAUCUGGGCUGGCUUGGGUUCCCGGUAGAGUGGAGUGUGGUAGGAACAUGUGUUUGGCUGGCUGGCUAGAGACUUUUAACGUUUGCGUCUUUCUCUCUAUCCAUGCCAAACUCUCCCGUCUUCGUUGUGCCUUGUGCCGCGUUCUUAAAAUGUCGCUUCCGCUAGAAGGAUUGAGAUCCUUUUUUGACUUCUUGUUACAUCUCUAG